This is a messenger RNA of Microdochium trichocladiopsis, 1225 nucleotides long. RefSeq lists its product as uncharacterized. Bases 1 to 1041 code for a protein of 346 amino acids. The transcript is spliced from 3 exons. The record is from RefSeq and is a predicted model, not a curated record. Lineage: Eukaryota; Fungi; Ascomycota; Sordariomycetes; Xylariales; Microdochiaceae.
AUGUUGACUCCUGUUAUUGACAACGGCAGGGAAGACGCUGUCAAGGGCCCUCUUACCAUUGUUGAUACGAACGAAGGGGCGAAUGAGCCGAGCAAGUCCGGCAGGUUGCUGACUUGCGGUUCGAACGCGCGUGGUUGGCUGCGUGCUUCCGCAUUCCACAGCGCCUCGUUGUCGAGUCCGAGUCCAGUGCGACUGCGUGAGUCGCUGAUGAGAUUCCUGUCACCAAUCAGAGUCCACCAAGGCCAAACUUCAAGUCAUGCCCAAUUCCACAAGAUUCGUGAGCUGAUUGAGGCUUCCUCUCCAGGCCAGGAUUGCCUUGCCUCUGAGGGCACGUUCUGCGCAAUAACCAAGUUGGGCAUGAUUAGCGGCGUGGGGGAUUGGGAUUGUUUCCAGAUGGUUCGGAAUCCAGCGGACGGAAGUGUUGAGCCCGGCCUGCCGCAAGGUCCUCUCUGCAGGUCCCGCUCGCCAUGUCGUUGUUGCAUGGUAGACCAGACAUUGUACCUCUGCCAGCUGGCCAUCCUGCCAGGAAACCCGGCCCUGGGGUUGGGUCGUGGGGUGCCUCUGUUCACAGCCACACUUGAGCUGCUGGCAUCAUCGUCCGCGCAGACGGCAGGGUGGUGUCCACGGGUGCUUGUCAGCGGCACACGCUUGGCGAUUCCAGAUUCUGGUACCUGUAUGGUCUGGUGUUCCUCGUGGUGCUCGCCUUGGGGGGUUGACCUUGGUGAGGCACGCGGCGGCAAGACGCCGUACACCAACGAACGGGUGGAAUGCUCUGGGGAGGCAGAGGGGGCCUCCGCUGGAGAGACCUUGAGCUUUGCGGCCGGCUACCAAUCCCGUGACAAGGGUGGGCCGGAUAGACGAGCACCAGACUGUCUGGCGGGCGGCGGUUUGCAUGAAUGGCAUUUUGUCGAGCAUGCGAGAUACCACGGGCCGUGGUGGCACGCGAUGCAACCCCGCGUGGCCUCGAUGCUGACUUUGUGCAAGAGCGACCAUGCAGACCCCGCCAACCAACAACCAUCACGCGUUGUGGCCAACACUUGAGAGCAACGAAAGCAACACACGCAGACUGAAGAGCCCAUCUCGGCUCUCUGGACGCCUUGGCCAAGGACGACGGACCGCAAGUCUGGCUGGGCGAGGCGAUGGCAUCGUCGACUCGUCUACACCACCUGGACGGGCGACCACAACGUUGCGCUAACGAGUUGCGCCGAUGCUGCACGUCUAAUCC